AUGGUAUUUAUAAGAAGCCUACUGGACACCAUUGAAUUUAUAAUCCUAUUAAUCUACUACCUCUUUGAGGCCUUUGUUUUGAAGUUUUUUUGUAUUAAAAAAAAUGUUACUGGGCAAAUAGUGCUUGUUACAGGAUCAGCUAAAGGAAUUGGAAGAGAAAUUGCUUUAAGUUUUGCCCGGCUUGGUGCCAUUCUUGUUCUCUGGGACAUCAACGAAGAUGACAACAAAGAGACAAGUGAGCUUGUUGAAUCGAAUGGAGCUCUAGCUGUUUAUACCUACAAGUGUGAUGUCAGUGACAGGGAAGAAAUUUACAGAGUAGCAGAGCAGGUUAAAAAAGAAGUUGGAAAUGUAAAUAUUCUAAUCAACAAUGCAGGCAUCCUUAAUGGGAAGGAUUUCCUUGAUCUUCAGGAUGCUGAUAUGGAAAAAACUAUUGCAGUGAACACAGAGGCACAUUUUUGGACCUGUAAAGCCUUUCUGCCAGCUAUGAUUGCCUGCAACGAUGGACAUUUGGUUUCGAUUUCAAGUGGGGCAGCAUUGGUUGGUGCUGUUAAACUCUCUGACUACACUGCACGUAAAGCUGCAGCAUUUGGCUUUUUGGAGACUGUUUCAUUUGAAUUAUGGGCUUCAGGGAAGAAAGGCAUCAAAACCACCAUUGUUUGUCCUGGCUUUGUGGAUACACAACUAACUACUGGUUUAACAAUCAAGAGACCACUUCUAUUUCCUCAUAUGGAUGUAGCAUAUACAGGCAAGUGGAUUGUGGAUGCUAUUCUGAAAGAGAAAUUUUAUGCCUUCAUGCCAGCAUCGCAGCGAUUCAUUCCUCUAAAAUUGUUUCUUCCCAGAAAAGCAGUUUGUCUCCUUGUUGAUUAUCUUGGACUCUUCAAUGCCUUUGACCGGUACAGGGCUCCUGUUCAAAAUGAGGAGAACACACAUGAUGAGCAUAAACUAAGCCAAUGA
This is a messenger RNA of Varanus komodoensis (Komodo dragon), 954 nucleotides long. RefSeq names its product epidermal retinol dehydrogenase 2-like. The record is from RefSeq and is a predicted model, not a curated record. Gene Ontology annotation, molecular function: oxidoreductase activity, acting on the CH-OH group of donors, NAD or NADP as acceptor. NCBI's taxonomy places the organism in Eukaryota, Metazoa, Chordata, Lepidosauria, Squamata, Varanidae. The transcript has 6 exons. The coding region runs from base 1 to 954 and encodes 317 amino acids. Gene Ontology annotation, cellular component: lipid droplet.